CGCUACUUCCCUAUAUCUCGAAGGCCCUGACGAUAGCUUCAACAGCGCCAAGCUACCCCUGCCCCCUUUCGCAAACCAGUCUCACCACUAUCCGUAUCUCGACAAAAGGUGGUCGUCAGGGGACGAUAAGCCACAACCGUUAUCGCGACUCCUCCAAACAUCCUCCGCGCAGACUUCAGGCAUCAUGAGCCCACGAACCCGACGACAGGCCGCCAAGGCUGGCAGCUCUUCUUCAUCUGACUCGGAACGCGAUGUCAAGGCCAACGGCUCCAGCAACACCAACGGCAACGGUGCCGCUCACGGCGCCUCGGAUGCCUCGGACAGUGCCCCUCGCGAGAACAUCUUCCUCUUCUGGCCCAACCUGAUCGGCUACGCGCGAAUCGUCCUCGCUAUCGCAUCUCUCUACUACAUGCCCCUCCAUCCUCGCACGUGCUCGUUCCUCUACAGUGUCUCGUGUCUCCUCGACGCCCUCGAUGGCUACGUCGCGCGCAUCUACGAACAGUCGACUCGCUUCGGCGCCGUCCUCGACAUGGUGACGGAUCGAUGCACCACGGCCUGUCUCAUUGUCUUCCUGUCUUCCGCCUUCCCCCGAUGGGCCAUCGUCUUCCAGGGUCUGAUUGCCCUUGAUCUCGCCAGCCACUACAUGCACAUGUAUGCUACCCUUGUUGUCUCGGGCACCGAUUCGAGCCACAAGAACAUCGAUGCCAGCCAGAACUGGCUGCUCAGCCUCUACUACACCAACAAGAACGUCCUCUUUGCUCUUUGCGCCCUCAACGAGCUGUUCUUCAUUGCGCUCUACCUCCUCUGCUUCUCGUCUCCUCUCGUCUCUCCCUACCUGAUCAAGCCCGUCAAGGAGGUCGGCGCCGAGCUCCAGGCCGGUGCCCAGGUCAACACGUCGAUUCUGGAGCAGAUCUUCCCUGAUCCCUUCAGCCCCGCCGCUCUCGAACUGGCCCGAGCCAACAAGAUGGAUUCCACCGUCCCCUGGAUCAUUGCUGGCGUCAGCUUCCCUUUCAUGUUCAUCAAGCAAUUCAUCAACAUUGUUCAGCUCGUCAACGCGAGCCAAGGACUGGCCGAGAUCGAUAUCAAGACCCGUAAGGAGAAGGGUCUUCCUCGACCCAAGGCCAAGAAGGCUUAAAUUCGACAAAACUUUCUAUAGUCCCUCGGGAUAACUGUUUUAAUGAUUUUGGCCACGGCCUUCGACUGGGAUGGUGAACUCAGUCCCUUGCUGGCGACCUUUCGACCUUUCUCACUAUCUAUCAACUUCUGGCUGACGGAAACUGGCUUAUCGGCCUAUUUUCUCAGCCAUUUCAACAACGUCUCGUCUCGACAAGGCGCAAUCUCUAGGGAAGACUUAUGGGGGACAUUAUACGAUCCCCCCGGACCUGCAUGACUCGGCGUAAGAGGUACGGAUAUUGAUGAUUCCAACCUCGGAAGGGAGGUGAAUUACUGGGUUAAGGGGAAAAUGCAGUGUCCUCCAUAAAGGAGGAGGAGGAGAAGGUAAAAUCGCUGAUUGAUUGUUGGAGGAGAUAAUCAAGGAAAUCUUACUGGGAUUUAGCGGGUGCACGUUUAGACUUCGUUGUACACAUACCUUUUUUUUUUCUCUUGAAGGUAUUCCCUUUUCUUUGUUUUGUUUCUUUUUCUAUACCUUCUUAAUUGUAGACGGAUGUCGGAUACACACUCGCUGGAAUUGAACGAGAUUUAUAACUUCA
Molecule: messenger RNA, 1709 nt
Organism: Fusarium vanettenii 77-13-4
Lineage: Eukaryota; Fungi; Ascomycota; Sordariomycetes; Hypocreales; Nectriaceae
Exons: 3
Coding region: 185-1135 (316 amino acids)
Biological process (GO): phosphatidylinositol biosynthetic process
Cellular component (GO): Golgi apparatus; membrane
Molecular function (GO): CDP-diacylglycerol-inositol 3-phosphatidyltransferase activity
Source: RefSeq, a predicted model, not a curated record